Messenger RNA from Didymella exigua CBS 183.55, 3520 nucleotides. RefSeq lists its product as uncharacterized. The transcript has a single exon. Gene Ontology annotation, biological process: protein secretion. The record is from RefSeq and is a predicted model, not a curated record. The coding region runs from base 430 to 3264 and encodes 944 amino acids. Lineage: Eukaryota; Fungi; Ascomycota; Dothideomycetes; Pleosporales; Didymellaceae.
AUCAACUUAUACAGUAUGGGAGCUGUCGAACAAGCAGUAGAUUCUGCCGCAAACUUCAUUGGCCCAUUUGUAGACGCGGGCGCAAGACAAGCUGCUCAGCAUAGUGGCGAAGAGAAUCUCGACAACGCGGCACUGGUACGAGAAGCCAUAGGGCACCUGCAAGCCAUCAAUACCGCAGAUCUCGCCGCAGAUCCAGAUGCACCUUACGAUGCGUCUCUUGCUGGGGUCGUAUAUGGGUUGCUGGAUCUCACCACAUCGCUUGGCAUCCUUCCACACCUAUCCUCUGGUGUUGCGUUCAGUCAGCGUCCGCGAUCCGUUCUGAUAGCAACAUUCACAGUUUCGCGUCAAGACAAAGAACAUCUGUCCGAUGUUGUAACUCCUCUGCUUGAAAUCUUGGGUCAAGGAGAAGGCACUGGACUGCAGCCGCUCAUGGCGCAGCGGUCUCUGCCUGAUUUUAUCUCUGCGCUUGCAGAGCUUGCUUUCUCCCCACAGCAGACCGUGGGAACCCACUCUAGUUUCGAGCCCGCCUACAGUGAUUUGCUCGCUCGGACACCCACCUCUCGUCUGUUGCCAAUACUCACAACGUUCCUCCAGCAGCCACUCCCGGAUUGGCUGAAGCCGCGGAUGAGCAAAGAGCUUGCUACUGUACCUGUCCGGACCCACGGGGUCAGACAUGUCAUCGAGUUCCUUUCUUUGUCCUAUCUCUCCAAGAAUUCGCAGGUUCCACAAGACGCAUCCGGUCCUCAGUCACGGAUACCGAUACCUUUAGAAGCCGUCACACAAGCAUCCAAGCUAUUGACCUCGCCUCCCAGCGGGACGAGUCAAGUUGAGUGGAUUCAGAAGCUGGCGCCCCAGUUGUGGAAUCUCCUUGACGGAAGUGAGGGUCGAGAACUUAGCAGAGCUGCAGGCCAAGUCAUCGCGGGAGGCAUUCUCAGCAAGAAAAGCACGGGUGCGCCUGGCGCAAUCGGAUGGCUGCUAUUCGUCCUGCCGAUAAUGGAAGCGAUCUAUCCCAAGGAUAUGUCAGUCGCAGUAGUACGGAGCAGUACCAGAGACAAGGUGCUCAAGCAGGAUCAAGAAGUACUUCUCGCUCUGCAGCGGCUGGCUGUCAUCACAACUUCGUACUCCCACGCUGGGCUCAUCAAAAGGCUCAUUGGUCCUUUGCUACUACCCCUCUGGGCCCUGCUCAACUACGCCCGGUCCAAACGACCACUCGACAAAGCUUGGAGUGAGCUGCCACGCAGUGUCAUUGCGAGAUACGUGAGCACUGCCUGCGACCCGAAGCAGGUAGACACCCUUGCGACCAACCUGUUCUGGGACGGCCCUCGUGAGUGGACUCUGGGACCAGGGGCCAAGGGGGGCGUCGAGUAUCGAAUGCGUCGAACUGGUGGCCAUUGUGAUGAAGCGGGUAUGGAGUCUAUCCUUUCACGUAUCAGCGACCUUACUGGGCGUAUCGAUCUUCUUGUUUCUCUACUUGCCAAUGCCAAGGUAUCGGAUGAUGUCGCAGGUCAGGUCUUCCUACAAGUGACCAAACGCUGGCUGAAUCCCAACAAUAACGCAAAUGCCUCGCUGCUCAUCGAAUCCGACGACGAUCCCCUUGCGGCUCUGACAGACGCUAAGCUCUCAGAAGCACUGGCGAACAAGUUCAAAGACAGCUUCGCAAGAUCACCGCAACAUAUCAUCGAGCUCAUGGAUCAGCUGCUCCAGAAUUACGUAUCUGACCAUCGAGCGAAAGCCAAGCGUCAAGCAAGGUCUCAGAAACCCAGCAGAGCGAACUUGGGAAGCAUAGUGGCAUCCAAACCUAGGGACUAUCAACAGCACGGUGAAAAAGACACAGCGGAGGAUGACAUUGCUUCUUUCGCAAUCGGAGUCCUUAGCACGGUGGUCACGACCUCCGAGUUUCAGCGAACAACGGCAAUCGAUGAUCUGCUUUUGCAAGUCACGACGCACCUUCAAUAUCUGGCCCACGGGCACCAGUUCCCGAUCCCACCGGCCAUCACGAACGCAGCCCACAACCUCCUCCAAGCCCUGGCACCCUCAGGCCUGACUUCAAAAGCGUCUGAUGACGACCCUGUCGCGUCUCACCGAGCGACACUUCAAGCAGCGCUCCAAGACCUCACCUCCCCCGAAGCUCCAAACCGCACAUGGGCGCUCCACACGCUGCACACGCUGAUCAAAGAUGCCUCCUCGCUGCCAGUCAUCAACGUCCCAUCAACGACCUACAUGCUCCUCACCGCCUCCCUCGCAGACCCCGAGUCCUACGUGCACGGCGCCGCACUCCCCGUCCUCGUGUCCCUCGCCCUCGCCGCACCGCAUCCCACCAUCAGGAUCCUCGUCGACGCCUUCCAGGACGUGGACGAGCGCAGCCUCUCGCAUACCAAGGGCCGCACGACCGAAGAAACCGAGCGCGCGCUACAGGAGAGUGUCGACUACAGACUGCGGCUCGGCGAAGUGCUCUCCACAGUCCUCCUGUCCUCCGACUUCUGGCACGCCAACCCCGAUCGCGACGUCAAGCACGCCGCCAUCACACACAUGGCCUCGGCCUGCCUGGCGCUCGCCUCGCGCCGCGGCCAGCGCACGCAGACGCACAAGCGCCGCCAGGCCGUCUCGCUGCACAUGGCGGCCCAGCGAGAAGAAGCAGAAACGGCCUGGGGCGGCCCGAUCCCCAACAUCCUCGAGCCGGACGGCGCGGGCCCGGGCGCAGACCGAGACGAGUACGAAGCGCUGCGCGGGAUUGUGGAGGGCUGGGAGAACACGGGGAUCGAAGAGGACGUGCGCGUGCGCGCGUCGGCGCUCAGUCUGUUCGGCACGCUGCUGGAGAAGAGGGUCGAAUUCGUGGGGCAGCGGACGGUGGACGCGGGACUGCAGAUUGCGAUGCUCGUGCUCACCAUGGAAACGGGGGAGGCGUUCUUCAUACUCCGGCGCGCGGCGGUGCUGGUCGUCAUGGGGUUGCUGCGGGCGCUGGAUCAGAGUCUGGAGGCUGCGGGCGCUGGGCCGGUGGACUUGGGCUUGCGGCAGCAGGGCGAGAUUGAGCGGGUGCUGCGGUGGGUCAGGGAUGAGGACGGGGACGAGCUCGUGCGGGACCACGCGGCGAGUGUGCUCGAGGGCGUGGACACGCUGCGGAUGAAGAAGCUGUACAGGGUUAGAGACGAGGGGGUGAGGUUGGGCGCGGAUCUGGGUCUCGCGGGUGGUCUGAGGGGGCUGAGCGUUGGGCCUGCAGGUGAUGAGGGACGCGGGAAGCGUAUGGUCGUCGAAGAGAUGGAAUAGCACAGCGCUACCUCUACAGCGCUCCUACAGCGCUCCUACAGCUCUCCAACCGACAUCGUCUCGCUCAGCUCGUCCUCCGCAUGCGCUGCGUCGCGCGCGUCACGUGGUGUGUGUAUUUGCACCGAGCCAAACCACGCAGCCGCACCACGGCGCCGAAUCAGCGCUUCGUGUCUCUCUCCCUGUGCUUUGCACAAACUUUUGAUAACCCAUAUUCACCCUCCUCCAGCCGCGCCGCUCAACCGCUCAUAGCCGUAUC